Erinaceus europaeus (western European hedgehog) is the source of this 4478-nucleotide messenger RNA. It is a transcript of the gene ADAR, whose product is annotated as adenosine deaminase RNA specific. The coding region runs from base 161 to 3835 and encodes 1224 amino acids. Gene Ontology annotation, biological process: RNA processing; adenosine to inosine editing. Gene Ontology annotation, molecular function: double-stranded RNA adenosine deaminase activity; double-stranded RNA binding; tRNA-specific adenosine deaminase activity. Lineage: Eukaryota; Metazoa; Chordata; Mammalia; Eulipotyphla; Erinaceidae. The record is from RefSeq and is a predicted model, not a curated record. Gene Ontology annotation, cellular component: cytoplasm; nucleolus. The transcript has 17 exons.
GGGCAGGGCUGCUUCCUGGUCUGAGCCAGCCCAGAAGGUGCCUGCCUGGUGUGAGGCAGCCAGCAGCAAGAGGUCUGGUCUCACCUCCCCUGGAACCAGGCACCUGCCCACCUGGGAAAGAGGCUCCCACCUCCCAGGACACUUGCAGGCAGGUUGGAACAUGCCUUGGGCGCACGAUGGACCCAAGGCUAAGGCCAAGGCCGAGACAGGAAUUGGAGGGAAGGGAGAAAGAACUGCUGCUGGCAGCACUGCUUCACUGCUCAUGAAGAUUCCCCCAGAACUUGAACUCCAGUCCUUGCGCAUGGGGCAUUCCCUCCACGGCUCCAAUCGACAACCAGGGCGUGGCUAUGAGCAUGCCAAGGCCAGACCCACGCAGCUGGGCAUCACAGCACCCCUGGGUGCUUUCCAGCUCCAGCAGAUAGAGUUCCUCAAGGGACGGCUCCCCGGAGCACCACUGACCCAGACGCAGACACCACCACUGCUGCCCUGCGCCCCUGCUUUCUUGCCACCCUUCUUUCCUAGAUACCCACCAUCAUUCCUCCCGGGGCAUCCACCAGGGCCUCCAGGACCACCUGCCAGAGACUGGCCUCUGGAAAUCUGGAGUGUCCCCAGGGACAUACCUCCCCAAAUCCAGGAGCCCCCAAGAGGGUCCCAUCCUACCCUCCAAUGGGGCCAACCAUGGAGCAGUGUUGACAGGCUCUCCUCCCGCUUCCAGGAGCUGAAGAUCAGCCAGGACCCUGAGCAGAAGAUCCUCCAGUUCUUAGGGGAGCUUGGGGAGGGACAGGUCACCACAGCACUUGAACUGUCCCAGAAGCUCAGGACCCCAAAGAGGGAAGUCAACUACAUUCUUUACUCCCUGUGGAAGAAGGGCAAGGUAGAACAGAAGGUGGGGACCCCACCUUUGUGGAGAAGCUCAGCCGUCUUGCCUCAGGCUCAGAUCCCAGAGAGCUGUAGCCAAGGAGCACCUCACUCAGACCUCAGCUGUGAACCUGAAGACAGAAGCCCCACGCCAGACUCAGAGAAGCCCCUGGAGCCCUCCGACAUGGCUGAGAUCAAGGAGAAGAUCUGUGACUACCUGUUCAAUGCCUCCAAUGCUUCUGCCCUGAACUUGGCGAAGAGCAUAGGGUUGUCCAAGGCCCGGGAUGUGAGCACAGUGCUCAUUGACCUGGAGAGGCAGGGGGACGUGCGCAGACAGGGGACCACACCCCCCAUCUGGUAUCUGACAGACAAGAAGCGAGAGCGGAUCCAGGUUAAGAGAAGUUCUGGCCAGGCCCAGGAGGCAGCUCCAGCCACUGCCUGCCAGCCCAUGGGCAGUGCAGAGCCCCCUGCCUGGGAUACACCUACGGGGGGCACCUUCAGCACCAAAGUGACCACGAUCAAAGUAGAGAACGGGCAGGAGCCUGCUGGAAAGGUGGAGAGCAGGCCAGAGGCCCGGCCUGAGCUUAAAUGGCCAAGGCCAUCCAUUUCCAACAAUGGCCCCUCCAGAGCCGGCUUCUUGGACUUUGAUAAUGGCCAGUGGGCCUCAGAUGACAUCCCCGAUGACCUGAACAGCAUCCGCACAGCCCCAGGUGAGUUCCGAGCCAUCAUGGAGAUGCCCUCCUUCUACAGCCAGGUCGCGCCACGGUGCUCAUCCUACAAGAAACUCACAGACUGCCAGGCGAAGAACCCCGUCAGCGGGCUCUUAGAGUACGCUCAGUUCUCUAGUCAGACCUGUGACUUCAACAUGAUAGAGCAGAGUGGACCACCCCAUGAGCCUCGAUUUAAAUUCCAAGUUGUCAUCAGUGGCCGAGAGUUUCCCCCAGCUGAAGCUGGCAGCAAGAAAGUGGCCAAACAGGAUGCAGCUCUGAAAGCCAUGACAAUUCUGCUUGCGGAGGCGAAGGCUAAGGACAGUGGAAGACCAGAAGAGCUCUACGUCUAUUCUGCAGAGAAAGAGGCAGAGACGGCAGAGUCCCUGCCCAGCGCCUCUUCAACAACAUCCUUGUUCUCUGGGAAGAGUCCUGUCACUACACUGCUUGAGUGUGUCCACAAGCUGGGGAGCUCCUGUGAAUUCCGCCUCCUAUCAAGAGAAGGCCCUGCCCAUGACCCCAAAUUCCAGUACUGUGUUGCAGUGGGAUCCCAAACUUUCCCCACUGCGAGUGCCGCCAGCAAGAAAGUGGCCAAGCAGAUGGCAGCAGAGGAGGCCAUGAAAGCUCUGCAGGAGGAGGCCGCCAACUCAGCCCUGCCAGAAGACCAGCCAGGAAGCAGCAGCUCUGAAUCCUUUGAUAACUUGGAAUCUGUGAUGCCCAACAAGGUCCGAAGGAUUGGCGAGCUGGUCAGAUACCUGAACACCAAUCCAGUGGGUGGCCUGUUUGAAUACGCCCGCUCCCACGGCUUCGCGGCCGAGUUCAAGUUGGUAGACCAGUCCGGACCUCCACAUGAGCCCAAGUUUGUUUACCAGGCGAAGGUUGGGGGUCGCUGGUUCCCUGCAGUCUGUGCACACAGCAAGAAGCAAGGCAAACAGGAGGCAGCAGACGCGGCUCUGCGCGUCCUGAUUGGGGAGCAGGAGAAGGCUGAGCGCCUAGGUUUCACAGAGGUAACCCCAGUGACAGGGGCCAGUCUCAGAAGAACUAUGCUCCUCCUCUCGAGGUCCCCAGACGCACAGCCAAAGACACUCCCUCUCACAGGCAGCACCUUUCAUGACCAAAUAGCCAUGUUGAGCCACCGCUGCUUCAACACGCUCACCAACAGCUUCCAGCCUUCCCUGCUCGGCCGCAAGAUCCUGGCAGCCAUCAUCAUGAAGAAAGAUGUCGAGGAUCUGGGCGUGGUGGUUAGCCUGGGGACAGGGAACCGUUGUGUGAAAGGAGACUCUCUGAGCCUGAAGGGAGAAACCGUCAAUGACUGCCAUGCAGAGAUCAUCUCCCGGAGAGGCUUCAUCAGGUUUCUCUACAGUGAGCUGAUGAAGUACAACCACCACACGGCCAAGGACAGCAUAUUUGAGCUAGCCAAGGGAGGAGAGAAGCUCCAGAUCAAGAAGACCGUGUCUUUCCAUCUCUAUAUCAGCACGGCCCCGUGUGGGGACGGUGCCCUCUUUGACAAGUCCUGCAGUGACCGGGCCAUGGAGAACUCAGACUCACGCCACUACCCGGUCUUUGAGAAUCCCAAACAAGGCAAGCUCCGCACCAAAGUGGAGAAUGGAGAGGGUACAAUCCCAGUAGAGUCCAGCGACAUUGUGCCCACAUGGGAUGGCAUCCGGCUGGGGGAGAGGCUCCGCACCAUGUCCUGCAGUGACAAGAUCCUGCGUUGGAACGUGCUAGGCCUGCAGGGGGCACUGCUCACCCAUUUCCUGCAGCCAGUGUACCUCAAAUCUGUCACACUUGGUUACCUUUUCAGCCAAGGGCAUCUGACUCGAGCCAUUUGCUGUCGUAUGACAAGAGAUGGAAAUUCCUUUCAGGAUGGCCUGCGAUAUCCCUUCACUGUCAACCACCCCAAGGUGGGCCGUGUCAGCGUGUAUGAUUCCAAGAGGCAAUCCGGGAAGACCAAGGAGACAAGCCUCAACUGGUGUCUGAAUGAUGGCUAUGACCUGGAGAUCCUAGAUGGAACUAGAGGCACCGUGGAUGGGCCAGGGAAUGAAUUGUCCCGAGUCUCCAAAAAGAACAUUUUUCUUCUGUUUAAGAAGCUGUGCUCCUUCCGGUCCCGCAGGGACCUGCUUAAACUCUCCUAUGGGGAGGCCAAGAAGGCCGCCCGCGACUACGAGAUAGCCAAGAACUACUUCAAAAAGAGCCUGAGGGACAUGGGCUAUGGGAACUGGAUCAGCAAGCCCCAGGAGGAAAAGAACUUCUACCUCUGUCCAGUAUAGUGCAGGGUGUGUCCUUCUGAGAUGACAGAACACUGGGAGUGCUGGGGACAUGGCUAGAAGACAAGGCCUGUCCAGGAUCCCAGGACUGGGGACAUGCUGUCAUCCCCACACCCAUGGCUGCUGCUUCCUGCUUCCUCCUGCUGGAGAACUCACCCCUGCCCCCCUUCAACACACCGCCCUCUAGUCUCACUUGGGCAUUAAAGUCUUUAACCAGGAGCUAGACCCACCCCACCCUAACACCAGAGCCCCUUGCCUGCCCCAAGGUCUGGUCCAGUAUACACCCUUCCCAGCCGCCAGGGUGAUGGAGACAGAAUCCCUACGCGGUGUUCUUGUCCCUUCUGUCCAGUCUUGGUUUCUAACAAGCAGUGCACCACCACCACCACCCCUUAUUUUUUCCUCAGUAAUUUCCGUAGUUUGUCUGCACUGUGGCUGUGGUAUACUCAGUCAUCUCUUGUAAAACACUGUUGCUGCUUGAAGCUGUUUCCUUUUGUUGGCUGGGGGUCCUGACUCCAAGCACAGGUUGGGGGGGGCAAGCAUAACCUUAGGGGGUGGCAGCUGCAAUCAGCUCCAUGAUUCCACUUCUGUGUGUCCCCAAGACAGCAACUAAUUACACAUUCCUCAUAAAUAAAAGACCAAGAAUUCA